CGCGCCGUUUGGCGCGGUGGUUGCUGCGAUACUGGGUCCGGUGCUGUUUGCGGAGGCUUCAGGGCUGCUUGGGAGUCCGGUAGAUGUUCAAAAGGGGACAGAGAUGGCCAGCAGUCAGAAACCUCCAGUACCUCAUCCUUCUUCAAGAUCAGGGCUGACCACAAGGCCUACCUCUGCGUCAAGGACUCCAUCAGGAAGCAGAACGGGAACUGCAAUGCCUCCUAGUUCAUCAAGACCCUGUUCCCGUGGUGUUUCUUCGACUACGGGAGGAGUUUUACCAUCUCAGAUUAAAGUCGCAGACCGCCCAGUGACUCAACAGGGAUUAAGUGGAAUGAAAACUGCGGUGAAAGGUCCUCAGAGACAGAUAAUGGAUAAAACAUAUUACCUUGGACUGCUGAGAAGCAAAACAAACGAACUCACAACAGAAAUUAAUAAGCUGCAGGAAGAAGUAGAAAUGUACAAGCAAGAGAAAUCUGUCUAUUUGUCAUAUGAAAAACGGGCAGAGACUUUAGCUGGUGAAAUCAAAGAAUUUCAAGGUCAUCUAGCAGACUACAACAUGGUUGUGGAUAUACUUAACACCAAUACAGAUAUAGCAGAAGUAAUUCGAGAUUACAAUAUGUUAAAGGUGCAGAAUGACAGAGAUGCUCAGAGUGUGGAUAAAAUUUUCACAGAAAGACAAGCCACAGAAAAAUUAAUUCAAGGUGCAGAAGAAGAUAUUGAACAUGAAAAAGUUGUAGCAGAUGACAUAAUAAAAGACAUGUCGCAGGAAAAUCAAGCUAAAUAUAUGGAAUUGAAGGCUGCAAAUGAAAAACUCUCCCAGGAAUUGGUUGUUCAACAGCAGGAAUUGGAUGCUCUGCAUGUAAAGGAGGAGGCUCUAAGAGCUGAAAUAGCACACUCCCUGGUGAAACAAGAGGCUGUGCAGCUGUAUGAGAAGCUCCAUGAGCUCGAGGAACGUCGAAAUCAAAUGAUUGCUGAUGAUAAGAACAUGGAAUCUCCACAGGAGGAAAGAGACAGAUUACUAAAGCAGGUUAAGGAUGAUAGUCAAGAAAUAGCAAGCAUGGAAAGACAGCUAACAGACGUAAAAGAAAAAAUAAACCAUUUUAAAAAGGUCAUUCAGCAACUUGAUAUGGAUCUGGAGAAUCAUCAAGGAGAUGAAAAUCGGAAAUACAAGGAGCUGAAGAAGAAGGAAGAGAGCAUAGACAAUUUUUUUGAGACUUUUGAAGAAGUGAAGAAUCAGGAGCUGGAACGAAAGGCCCAAAUAGAAGCUAACAUUGUUGCACUCCUGGAGCACUCAAGCAGAAAUGUGAAUCACAUGAAACAAAUUUCAUCUGUAACAAAUCAAGAGCUGAAGAUUAUGCAGGAAGACCUGACUUUCAAGUCAAAUGAAAUGCAGAAAUCACAGAGCACUGCUAAGAAUCUGGUAACAGAGAGUCAAAAACUGCAAAUGGACCUACAGAAGAUGGAGGUCUUGGAAGGCAAGAUGGUUGAUGAGCUGGCCUCUCUUAAAGACAAAAUUGAGCAAACCAAAAUGGAUUUGGAGGUCUAUAAUAAUUUGCCAGCUCUGAGAGCAUCAGGAGAAGAGAAGAAAAAGAAACUCCAGAGUGACAAAGAAAGAUUAACAAAACGUAGCUGUACUUUCAAUAAAAUAAUGGAACAGUUGAAUACAGAGUAUGAGACACUAAAGAGAGAGCUUGAAGAGAAUGAGACACAUUCUCAGCUCACAAAUUUGGAGAGGAAGUGGCAACACCAUGAGCAAAACAACUUCAUGAUGAAGGAAUUCAUAGCAACAAAAAGUCAGGAGAGUGACUAUGAACCAGUAAUGAAGAACGUGAGAACACUGGUCACAGACUACAACAAAGCUCUCAUAGAAGCUUUACAGAACACCAAGAACUAAAUCCAGGCGCUUCCUUCCUGACCCAAUGGACCAACAAUGAAAGAUGUGCACAGGCAGCAUGGAAAACUGGACAACUGAGCUCAUUCACUUACCACUAUGAUGACAGACAUUCUUAAUAAUAUUUUUCCAGGUUCUCAGAAGUCACAGGUUUUAUUAGUAUUCCUCUUUUUGCAGCGUUCAAAAAUUUUGAAAAUAAACUUCUGAGUUUUAGAAACUUGUAGAAAUAUAAAGGAAAUACUGCACAAUCAGUGUAAAAAUCAUCACAAUAUGUUACUGAGGCCCAUUGCUGGAUUGCAUCUCAAAUGUAAAACUUCAGUCUGCUUUACACAGUGAAUCUCUGUCUUGCAGUCCUGUCCUUGCCAAACAGAAUAGUUUUCCCUGAGUAAGGACUGCCUGACAGUCCUUAAAUAAAGCAUAUAAUAAAGAAAGUCAGCAUAAGGUAAUAUAUAAAGUAAUAUCAUACAUUUCCUGUUUAAAUAUAAAUUUGUAACAACUAAAGGAAACAUCGAAGGAUAAAAAUCAUCCUUUCGAGACAAAAUUUGUUUCAUAGUGUAAAGUCUUAGAAUAAAAGCAAGUGGACCUGUAAGCAAAUUUUAAUAUCCCAGAGGAGAACAAAUAAACUCCCUUAUUUUCUACUUUUUUAAUGCCAUUCCAAAGAGAAAACUGUGAUAAAAAAUAUUGAAACACAGCUAAUACUGAGCUUGUGCAGCGCACUUUACUUUUGUAGUAUUCACUAAUAAAGUAAAUAACAAGGAUGA
Molecule: messenger RNA, 2652 nt
Organism: Calypte anna (Anna's hummingbird)
Lineage: Eukaryota; Metazoa; Chordata; Aves; Apodiformes; Trochilidae
Gene: IFT74
Product: intraflagellar transport 74
Exons: 20
Coding region: 104-1894 (596 amino acids)
Biological process (GO): cilium assembly; intraciliary transport involved in cilium assembly
Cellular component (GO): cilium; intraciliary transport particle B; centrosome
Molecular function (GO): beta-tubulin binding
Source: RefSeq, a predicted model, not a curated record